AUGACUCACGUCCGAUGGCUUGAUAUCGUCUCGAGACUGCAACGAGUUUCUUGGGAACUUUUAGACGCGUCCGCCCCUUCGUUUGACGCGCCCUGGCCAAUCGGCGUUUCGGCUGCCCACUGUCGGCCGCCAACAGUCGCGCCAUUCACAAAGCCCGUAAAAAUAGCCGCGCUCCACAAUCGCGGCUUCAUCGCAAAAAAGAAGCACAGAGCACAAAGCCGAUGGCGUUCUGAACGCUCCUCUAUCCGACUACAGAGUGUCACUGAGGAGUGCCAUCGUUCGACCUCGGCGGGACCAGCCCGCUUGAGCCCCGGGGCGCGGGCUGAAAACCCUUCCCGCGAGCGCUGGUGCAUCGGCUGCGCGGGACGCGGCGUCUCAACGGCGUCUGGUCGCCAUCACAAAGGCACGGUUGUGAGCAUCGAUACAACAUCUCGUAGUGUCUCUGCCCUGCGGCAUGUUUACGCGUCUCUAAACCUUAAUGCGUGGGCGUUAAAGGUGCUUUUCGGU
Messenger RNA from Iphiclides podalirius (scarce swallowtail), 507 nucleotides. The record is from the annotation of a GenBank genome assembly. NCBI's taxonomy places the organism in Eukaryota, Metazoa, Arthropoda, Insecta, Lepidoptera, Papilionidae.